Messenger RNA from Mytilinidion resinicola, 1491 nucleotides. RefSeq lists its product as uncharacterized. The transcript has 3 exons. The record is from RefSeq and is a predicted model, not a curated record. Bases 1 to 1491 code for a protein of 496 amino acids. NCBI's taxonomy places the organism in Eukaryota, Fungi, Ascomycota, Dothideomycetes, Mytilinidiales, Mytilinidiaceae.
AUGGGUCCUACGCGGCCAUCCUCGUUCGACAACCUCGUGAGCCUGACCAAGAGAGUGUUCCACCGUUCCCUGUACUUUGGAGACGACCGAUCUGAGUCUUCUCUUGCCCUCGAUCUCGGCCAUUCCUACAAAGACCGCGAGUUCGACGCGCUCAAGUGGGGCCCUAUCCUCACUAUCCCUGACGAAGCUGCUCUCGAGGUUGCGCUUGCCUACCGGCGACGCCUCUACCCUGAGCUGGAUGAUACAGAUGAGAAAUUUCCGAUCGCCGAGCCUGGCGACAUCACUGCAACUGUCAAAAUUCAUGCUGAGGGCUUCAACAACCGCGCCUUGAUUAUCCGAUACAGCGAUGGAUGGGACGUCUGUGUGCGCAUACCAGCUUGCGGAUGGGGCCCCAACUGGAGCGAGAUGCAUGCGAAGAAUUUCCUGUCGCAAGCGUGCACCGUCCGAUAUAUCCGCGAGAACAGUCAGAUGCGGAUACCUGACAUGCUGCAUGUAAACAACACCCUAAAGAACGCUAUGAAGGCGCCAUACAUGAUCAUGACGGCAGUCGACGGACGAGAUGCCAGCCAUGUCUGGUUUGAAGACGAGGGGCUGACACCAGCUGGGCUUGAAGCAAAGCGACAGCAUAUCUUGAAGACACUGGCGGAGGGUGUGAGUGCACUACGCCAUCUCAAGUUUGACAAGAUGGGCACUCUGCAUUUUCCAGACGGCUUCCCGAUAUCUUUGGAAAAGCGCAUUUCAACUCCAUACGUCGGCGAAUCUUACAACCGCAACUUUGGCUGGCUCCCAGACAAAACCGGAACGCAUAAGCACGACGCAAUCACUCCUCCCUACGCGACAUCUCAGGAGUGGCUACGAUACCGGCUCGAUCAGUGGUGGAAGGAGACGUGCGCCAAGGACAAGAAAGGAGCCUCCGCCCAAAAGCAUCACGAGCACAAGGGCAUGUACAUGCUCUACGCUAUGAUGUUUGACUACUUUCCGUUCGCGAAGGCCGAUCCUUCCUCCCCUGAGCCCUUUGUCCUCGCUCCACCAGAUUUUGACUGGCAGAAUACUCUUGUUGCUGAUGAUGGCACAGUCACUGCCUUCAUCGACUGGGACCGAGCUGAAACUCUCCCUAUCUAUCUCGGAUGGCCCUGCUACCCGAACUUCCUCAGCGCCGACUGGCGAGUGAUGUACGAGUGGCCAGCGAAAAAUGUCAUGUCGCCAUCCCACCUCGCCAGCUACCGCGAGGACUACGCUAGGUACAUGAAGGAAGCUUGCGGAGCAGAUAGCGACGCGUGGCGCUACACACCCAAGAGUCACUUCUUCAGCGCGAUCGAGUUCGCCAUCGGCGAUGGGAAGCUUAUGGAAGAAGUUCUUUUCAAGAUCCUGGAGUACCUCAUCCCUCGCACCCGCAAGGAUGAGCAUAUCCUGCGACUGGGCACGGAAGGGUAUGUCGAGGCGGAAGAAGAGUGGUUGCGCGCAAAGUUCGAAAAACUUUUCGCUUGCUAG